CCAUUGAAUUAACUAUUCAAUGACUUUAUUCAUUCAAUAGCAUAGAUUACAAAAAUAUGACAGAUUGCAUAAAAUUAACUUAUUUGUGCUCUCCAUUAUACGCGUAAAGUGUUAGCUUAAUAAUAAAUUGAUGGAAGCCAUAAUAUUAAUUGUCAUGUGAAUAGCCCACUUGAACCACUUACGACUUUCAUUCGUACGACACGAAACAAAAUGUCGGCACAUUCAAUGGAGCUGGCGCACUUCACAGUCGUGGACUACGUCAUAUUCAGUGUGAUGCUUGCGGCGUCACUUGCCAUUGGAGUUUACCAUGGAGUCAAAGGCAAUAAAAACACAGAGGAUUUCCUGCUGGCAAGUCGGUCGCUGUCGCCGUGGCCUGUAGCGCUCUCGCUCAUCGCUUCGUUCAUUUCUUCAAUCUCUAUACUGGGCUACGUCGCCGAGGCCUACGGUCACGGUCUGCAGCUUUACUGGAUGGUCCCUGGCAUCGUGGUGGCCAUGUUGGGCACAACGUUCGUUGUCCUGCNUUGCUCAGUGUAG
Messenger RNA from Hyalella azteca, 534 nucleotides. Its product is annotated as sodium-coupled monocarboxylate transporter 1-like. Gene Ontology annotation, biological process: sodium ion transport; transmembrane transport. Bases 211 to 534 code for a protein of 107 amino acids. Gene Ontology annotation, molecular function: symporter activity. The transcript has 2 exons. The record is from RefSeq and is a predicted model, not a curated record. Gene Ontology annotation, cellular component: membrane. NCBI's taxonomy places the organism in Eukaryota, Metazoa, Arthropoda, Malacostraca, Amphipoda, Hyalellidae.